AUGCAUUCGCCGGUGUUGAAGGCUCGACUCGCAGCUCAGGAGGUUCCAUCGAACGACUCGCACCGCGACGACUCUCCGUUGUCUCCAAGUAUACUAGAUUUCGAUGAAGGCCGUGAGGUCUUGUCUUCCUUGUUGAAGGCGUGCUAUGACGGAGAGGAGGGUAUGCCCACCGACCUCGCUUCCAUCGCGGAGCUCCUGGAUGCAUCCGACAAGUACCAAAUGGCGCGCAUCGGGGGCUGGGCUCGCGCAGCUUGGGAUAGAGUGGCGGUGGAUCACCCCUUGGAAGCAUACUGCGUUGCGGUGAACCAUGGGCUGAACGAGUGCGCGGAUGCAGCUGCGCGGAACAUACUCGCAGGACCGAUCGCGGAUGCCUACACCUCCAUCAUGGACGUCACACCUGCCCUCGCCUACCAUCGCUUGCUCAAAUACUAUGAUACAUGCCGCCAGGUCGUCCGGGAACGACUGGGUGAAGUCAGCGACCGGGUCCCUGCCUAUAUCUACAUCUACCGUCCCGGGUUUGGGAAUGGCGAAGCGGCCACUACCGACGUCAAGGACGCAUUGAAUGAGUUCGCCACCAAUCCAGACAGCGUCCUGGCCGCGGGAUCUACCCAGAACGCACUGCUUCAAAAGACCUUGACGAAGACGAUGUCUGGUCCUGACCUCCUUGGCCAAACCCCACUUCGGGAUUUCGUACAUGUACUCAUGGAGUGCGUGACUUCGGUCCCGCAGGCAAUCAAUUCUGCGAUCGACGCUGUACGGAUCGAGCGAGCCUGAGUUGAGAAGGAGCCGUAUAUAUGUGGAGUCGACGAGCGUCGCGCGCAGGUGCGCGGCUGCUUCUGAU
Molecule: messenger RNA, 841 nt
Organism: Trametes versicolor FP-101664 SS1
Lineage: Eukaryota; Fungi; Basidiomycota; Agaricomycetes; Polyporales; Polyporaceae
Exons: 2
Coding region: 1-774 (257 amino acids)
Source: RefSeq, a predicted model, not a curated record